Molecule: messenger RNA, 1734 nt
Organism: Colletotrichum tamarilloi
Lineage: Eukaryota; Fungi; Ascomycota; Sordariomycetes; Glomerellales; Glomerellaceae
Product: LAS seventeen-binding protein
Exons: 2
Coding region: 1-1734 (577 amino acids)
Biological process (GO): regulation of ruffle assembly
Cellular component (GO): ruffle membrane
Molecular function (GO): phosphatidylinositol binding
Source: RefSeq, a predicted model, not a curated record
AUGUCUGGAACCAACCCAGAGAAGCCUCCCAUCCAACCGGAGCAGCAGCUCUACCCUCCCCCUCCCACCGGCGACAACAACCAACAGCAGCCUCCCCAGUACACCUCCGGCCAUGAGCAGCAGCAGUACAACCCGGACCAGAAGAGCGCCGCCGGCCCCGGCCACGAGCAGCAACACUUCCCUCCUCCGCCCCCGGGCCCUCCCCCCGCCAACCAGCCGCAGUUCACACAUGCUCCCCAGCAGCAGCAGCAGCAGCAGCAGCAAUACGCCGCCGGCAGCUCCGUUCCCCAGCAGCAGUCGUACGCACAGGCGCCGAGCCAGCAAGCUCCUUACAACCCCGCAGACCACGGCGCCGGCCACCACUACUCACAACAGCAGUUCGAGGGACCUCCGGGCACGGGAGCACCGAGCCACGCUCAGAGCGGUCCUUACACCGACCCGGCUGCCGCACACGCUGCCUACAUCGCGCCCGCUACCGAUCCCAGCCACAAGGAGAAGCGCGGAUGGGGUGAGCGCCUCUCCCAGAUGGGCAUGAAGGCCGCUGUGCCCAUCAAUGCCCUUGCCAAUAAGAUGGGCUCGCAGAGCUUCCUGCCCACCACCAUGGAUAGAGAGUGCGACAAGGCGGCCAAGAUCCUCAAGAGCUUCUGCAAGGAGGGAAUCACAUCCGACGUACCCCCACAGACGGGCGAGCACCUCGAGCCCGGCAAGCACGCCGAAGCGACCGGCUCGCGCCCCACGACGCCCAACAAGGAAAAGGCGCGCAAGGAACCCAAAGCCAUCGUCAAGAUCCCCUCAAAGGUCAUCAACAAGGCCGUCGGCCUCGCCAUCUUCACCACCGCCCGCGUAGGCUUCCAGUUCUCCGGCGCAACCGGCUCCGGCAUCCUCAUUGCCCGCCUCCCCGACGGCUCCUGGUCCCCGCCCUCGGGCAUCCAGGUCCACGCCCUCGGCGCCGGCUUCAUGAUCGGCGUCGACAUCUACGACUGCGUCUGCGUCAUCAACAGCCCCGCCGCCCUCGCCGCCUUCAUGUCCACCCGCGUCAGUCUCGGCCCUGACGUCGCCGUCGUGGCGGGCCCCUACGGCGCCGGAGGCGUCAUGGACGUCGGCGCCUCCUUUGGCGGCAAGAACCCCGACCCCAAGGACAAGAACGCAAACGACCACGUCACGGACGCAAAACCCGGCGAGGACGGCAAGCUCAAGCCCGACGAGAAGGAUAAGAAGCGCAGGAGCAGCAGCACCUCGCUCAAGCCCGUCUUCUCCUACGUCAAGUCCCGCGGCUUCUACGCCGGCAUCCAGGUCGACGGCACCGUCGUCACGGAGCGCAAGGACGCCAACGCCGCGUUCUACGGACAAAAGGUCACCGUGGACCAGAUCGUCAAGGGCCAGGUGCCGCCCCAGGGUCCCAACGGCAUGUGGCCCGCCGGCGCCCACCCGCUUUACGAGGCCCUCCGCACCGCGGAGCAGCAGCAGGCUCUCCCCGAGGUCCACCUGCCCCAGGCGACGCCCGGCCAGCAGGCCCCGCCCGGGUCGAUCCCCCCUCACCAGCAGCAGCCAGCCUAUGGUCAGCAGCAGCAGUACGGCCAUCAAGAUGCCGGCGGCCCGCUAGGUUCGCACCCUCCCGGCCAGGGUGGCCCCGUCGCCUCGGGUGGUCUGAGCCGCGAGGAGCAGCUUCCGGGUUACGUGGAUGACGGUGUGGCGCGGCCUGGUGUCGGUGAUCACAAGGGCCACUACCAGUAA